Molecule: messenger RNA, 1173 nt
Organism: Labeo rohita (rohu)
Lineage: Eukaryota; Metazoa; Chordata; Actinopteri; Cypriniformes; Cyprinidae
Product: procathepsin L-like
Exons: 8
Coding region: 39-1052 (337 amino acids)
Biological process (GO): immune response
Cellular component (GO): lysosome
Molecular function (GO): cysteine-type endopeptidase activity
Source: RefSeq, a predicted model, not a curated record
CCGAGCUCACACUCGUCUCUUUUCUUUCUCUGUGCAGGAUGAGGUUUUUGGUUGCUGCUGCUGCUUUUCUGGCUGUUGCCAGUGCUGCCAGUCUUGCCAGUCUUUCUCUGGAGGACAUGGAGUUUUACGCAUGGAAAAUGAAAUUUGGUAAGAUCUACCGUUCUGUGGAGGAAGAGUCUCAGCGUAAGCAGACCUGGUUGUCCAAUCGCAAAAUGGUUUUGCUCCACAACAUGAUGGCAGAUCAGGGCACUAAAUCCUACAGGCUUGGCAUGACAUACUUUGCUGACAUGAGUAAUGAGGAAUACAGACAGGUGGCGUUCCGUGGAUGUCUGGGCUCCAUGAAUAACACUAAGGCCCGUGGUGGUGCUACAUUCUUCCGGCUGAAGGAUGCGGUUGUGCUACCCAACUCCGUGGACUGGAGGGACAAGGGCUACGUGACUGGUGUUAAAAACCAGCAGCAGUGUGGAUCAUGCUGGGCCUUCAGUGCAACUGGUGCCCUGGAGGGUCAGACUUUCAAGAAGACAGGAAAACUGGUGUCCCUCAGUGAGCAGCAGCUGGUGGACUGCUCUGGUCUUUUUGGGAACAAGGGCUGUAAUGGAGGACUUAUGGACCUGGCCUUCCUGUACAUUGAAUUCACUGGAGGUCUGGAUACAGAGGAGUCCUACCCGUAUGAGGCCAUUGAUGGUCAGUGCCGUUUUAACCCAAACUCUGUGGGUGCCACCUGCACAGGAUAUGUUGAUAUUACCAGAGGGGAUGAAAGUGCACUACAGGAGGCUGUUGCCACAAUCGGCCCUGUGUCUGUUGCCAUCGAUGCUGGACACAGCAGCUUUCAGCUCUAUCACUCAGGGAUCUACGAUGAGCCUUUUUGCAGCAGCUCUGACUUAGAUCAUGGCGUCCUGGCUGUUGGAUAUGGAAGUUUGAGUGGAAAGGACUAUUGGAUCGUCAAGAACAGCUGGGGUGUGGGAUGGGGUGAGGAGGGCUACAUCCUGAUGUCCAGGAACAAGAGCAACCAAUGUGGCAUCGCUACUUUAGCCAGUUACCCUCUGGUCUAAUGGGAAAGGUCAAAAUGGACCUGGAGUGGAUGGGAGAAAGUGAAAUGUGCACAGUUUGAAUGAUUCUAAUACCUCAUAAUCAUACUUUCACUUCAAUUGCAAUUUGAAAAAAAUAAAAUAA